AUGACUGAUGCGAACAAUAAUGGCCAUCGCCCUGGCUUUUCAAGGGAGUCCGGGGCCUCAACUGACAAGGCUCAUCCUUCCGAAUUUUUGGAGUUCGUCACCCUGGGUGAUCCAACGUUGCAGCAUCUAGAGCGUUUGAAAACUCAGCAGGAGCAGGAGAGCAACCAGCAGACUCAGGUCAAUGUCACCAACUCCAACGAUGAACUCUUUUCGGGCCUUUUCCACGCUAUCCCAGAUCUACGCAGGCUAUCUACCGAUGCUAGAGCAGCCACAAAAGCCGAGCACACCAUGACCUUUCUGCGAGGAUGCAGAUUGUACCCUAAGGCAAUAAUGUGGUCCGUCCUUUUGAGUAUGACCAUCGUCAUGGAGGGUUAUGAUGGAGCCUUGAUCAACAGCUUUUACGCAUUUCCUGUGUUUCGCAAAUCCUACGGCACCCCGACCAACCACAAGCCUGAUGAUCCGAAUUCUAAGCCCGACUAUCAGAUAUCCCCAGCGUGGCAGACAGGAUUAACAAAUGCCGCGGUUUCUGGCGAGAUUUUGGGGCUAAUGUUUAACGGAUUCCUGACUGAUAAGUUCGGUUAUCACAAGACCAUGGUCGGGUCCCUAAUUGCAAUGUCAUUAUUUGUCUUCCUGGCAUUUUUUGCCGUCAACAUCGAGAUGUUGCUCGUCGCGCAGAUCUUUUGUGGCUUCCCGUGGGGCGUAUUCCAGACCCUGUCUACUACCUACGCGGCCGAGGUCAUGCCGAUGACUCUAAGAGCAUAUUUGACUAGCAGUGUCAACAUGUGCUGGUUGAUAGGACAGCUGCUGGCCGCCUCAGUGAUUCGAGCUUUGGUUCACAAUACGUCAGAAUGGUCGUAUCGACUUCCUUUCGGACUUCAAUGGGCAUUUGCCGUUCCUAUCCUUAUCGGCGUCCUGUUUGCUCCAGAGAGUCCGUGGUGGUGCGUCCGGCAUGAGAAGAUAGACGAAGCGAAGAAAUCUCUUUUACGCCUGACCACGAAAGGAACAGACCCCGACUUCAAUGCCGACGAGACCAUCGCCAUGAUGCAACAGACCAACGCAGUGGAAAAGUAUCUCAACGGUGGCGGCGUCUCAUAUCUUGACUGCUUCAAAGGCACCGACCUCCGCCGCACAGAGAUCUGCUGUGUGGUAUGGUGCACGCAGGCCCUUGGCGGUGGUGCCAUGACCGGAUACGCAGCGUACUUUUACGAACAAGCAGGCUUCAACACCGCCAACAGCUUCAACCUCGCAGUAGGCAUGUACGCAGGUGCCAUCUGCGCCGGCAUUUUGUCGUGGGUUGGCAUGCGCAAGAUUGGCCGACGCACGCUAUACAUCGGCGGCCUCGCUGUCUCACUAGUACUACUCAUAGUGACCGGCAUAGUCGGCACAUUACCCGAAACGAAUACCACAUCUUGGACGCUGGGAUCGAUGCUCAUCGCCUUGACCAUCGUUUAUGACUUCACCAUCGGACCCGUUUGUUACGUUCUCGUCGCCGAGGUUCCGUCGACCCGUCUGCGUGUCAAGACGGUCGUCCUCGCCCGGGUCGCGUAUAACAUUGCCAGCAUCGUCAUCAACAUCCUCACGCCACGAAUGCUCAACCCUUCAGCGUGGGACUGGAAAGGCAAAUCCUGUUUUGUGUACGCUGGCACUGCGCUCGGAUGUCUUGUGUGGUGCUGGUUUCGGCUCCCUGAGCCUUUCGGCUUGACUUACAUGGAACUGGACAUCCUGUUCGAGAAGAAGGCGGCCGCGAGGAAAUUCAAAGAGUUUCAAGCUAAUCUCGCCGGCACGGGAUACUUUAGCCUAACUCAGGCGGGUACCAGAUCCGACAGCGUUUGGAGAGGGUAUCAAUGA
Exophiala spinifera is the source of this 1848-nucleotide messenger RNA. RefSeq lists its product as uncharacterized. Gene Ontology annotation, biological process: carbohydrate transport; transmembrane transport. NCBI's taxonomy places the organism in Eukaryota, Fungi, Ascomycota, Eurotiomycetes, Chaetothyriales, Herpotrichiellaceae. Gene Ontology annotation, molecular function: carbohydrate:proton symporter activity. Gene Ontology annotation, cellular component: membrane. The transcript is spliced from 4 exons. Bases 1 to 1848 code for a protein of 615 amino acids. The record is from RefSeq and is a predicted model, not a curated record.